Porites lobata is the source of this 7152-nucleotide messenger RNA. NCBI's taxonomy places the organism in Eukaryota, Metazoa, Cnidaria, Anthozoa, Scleractinia, Poritidae. The record is from the annotation of a GenBank genome assembly.
AUGGCGGACGAAGGAGCAAUUCCUUUGGUGGAUUUUAGUGUCAUGGGUUUAAAUUGCGCAAAAUUGCCUUCGCAAGACGAUGAAUCGGUCAAGCUGUUAGCCGAAAAGAUUCAUACAGCUUUUAGCACGAUCGGCUUCGUGUAUUUAUCAAAUCACGGUAUAUCUGAUGAGGAGGCAAGUCUGUUAUAAAGGUUUUACUAAGGGGUACAUCGGGGUAUUACUUACAAAAAUGGACUGUUCUUCAUGAAAUCAAAGUCACGUACUUUAUUAUUUUGUUAUUUUCAAAUCCCUAUGCCAAAAAAGAGAGAAAUCGCUUUUACGAUUUUCGGAGAUACUACAAAAAUAGCUAGCACUGAUGAGCAGGCCAUUAUAGCCAAAAGAGGGAAAACCAGUUAACCAGUUAACUUUCUCGUUUUUUGACUGCUUUGCUUUCUCUUUUAACGUCACCCAUUAGAUUUAAAGGGUUCUUUCACCAAGGGUAACCCAUGAUUCUUCCAUGAGUGGUGUGGAUUCAAGCCGAAGGGGUGGGGGUGGGGGGGGGGGAGGGGUGGAGUUCCUUGACUAAUUUUUUGGUUUAGGUGAGCCACUGACCCUGUUUAGGACAAAACAUUCCUCAAAUUCAUACCCUGUUUAGGACAACACCCUCAAUUUUAUUACCCUGCUUAGCACAAAGGAGAAAGUGCACGCCAUCUUGUUUUAAAGCAAUUGAGCAAUUUCAUGUUAAAGGCUUUUGUAUACUUGGAGUACAAACAAAAUUCAUUUAGCAAAUCAAAUCAAUCGUGCAGGCAAUACCCUGUUUAUAGACUCCACACAAAAUUACAUACCCUGGUUAGGACAGACCCACACAAAAUUAUAUACCCUGUUUAGGACAGAGAGGUAAAAAAACCGUACCCUGUCCUGCGGCACAUCCCUGUAUAGGCCAUAUGAGGGAGUACCCCCCACCCCACCCCACCGGGAUCCAGAAAGCUUGUAGUGGUUGCUGCAUAUCUUAAUCUUUUUUUAUUAAUAAACUUACUGAAAUAUAUUUUUUUUCUACCGAUCAUGUUUUUGGCAGAUUUCAGAGGUUCGUAAGGCUGGUGAUGGAUUUUUCAAUCUUCCUUCUGAUGUCAAAAAAAGCUAUUCCCGUCCUUCUGAUGGAAGGAACUUUGGCUGGGUUUCACUAGAAAGAGAAAGGUAUGGCUUACAGCCUUAAAUGUUUUAGUGUGUCCAGGACAUUCCAUUUUAUCUGCAUCCCCCGAAGACAACUGGAAUCCGAAUCUUCAAAUUUUUGCAGCACCCUUUGAAAAAUAAAAUGUGAAGGAUUAAUUUUUUUGUCGGCAUCUUUGAAAAAUUUGCCAGAAGGGUCCAAAUUUUGUCGCUUCUUUGAAGAUAAAAUUUGAACUCCCCUAUUAAAAAACCUGCCGUCCUUAGAGGGGGUUCCUCAGCACACCCCCCUUCCCACUGGACAAACCCCAAUUGUUGUGAUUUUUUGUUGAUAAUUUUUAUUUGUCUACUACUCAUAAAGAUUCCUGUUUCUACAGCUUGAAUCCUUCACGGCCAGGAGAUUUAAAAGAAGCUUUUAAUGUUUGUGAGCUAGACGAGGAAUCACAGGUUUGUUGUAAAAUCAGUUAAGAGAAUUUCAUAAAAGACUAAAGCCUUUUUUCCUUUGAUCAUCAUUCAGUUCAUUUUCAUAACCUGUUCCUUUGAUGAUGAACAGAUAUUGUUAAGAGAAAACAGAGAUUCCAACCCUGUCAACUGAAAAAAAGGGAGGUUUGUGGAGUGGCAUAGCCAUGCCCACGAACGCCAAACGCACAAGCCACUAGGUGGGUCCAGGGGCAUACUCCCCUGGGAAAAACUUUAAGAUAUGUGCCUUUAAGAUGCCAUUUCCUGCAUUUUGAGAUCACAGUCAAUGGAAAAUAGUGGAGUUUUUAAGCGGCAGUGGAAGCUAAGGCCUAUUGGUCCGUAUCAGGUCAGUGCAUUACUGUACCCAAAUUAUCGCAGGCUCAUGUUCGGAUGCCAAAAGGGUAAAAAUGGUUGAGAAAACACUGAAAAACAGCAAAGAAUCGUGCUAAAAAAGACUGGUUAAACAAAGAAAACAUUAUCUUUCUUUGGCUAGGAAGAGUUUCAAAUACCGGGAGAAUAUUAAGCGAAAACGGGAGGCCAGAAAUAUUCACUGAAAAUGGGAGGUUUCCGGCCAAAACGGGAGGGUUGGAAUCUCUGAAAAAACUGAAGUUAGUCGCUCUCGGGACUAAUGGAAGCAGGACUGUAGCUAGAGGAAGGUGAAAUGAGUGUUGAAUUUCUUGAAAAAUAUUUUGUACUUGUUAUCUUUAUUUCUGACAUCACCUCAGCAAAUAUUUUCAUUAGGCUACAGUUCUGCAUGUAGAAAGCAUUGCUUGCAAAUCGCUGCUUAUCCCUGUAAAGAAUAUACAAUAUACAUGCACAUGUAAAGGGGACUGAUGUCAAUAAUUUUUGGAUCUUUUACGUCUCUUUUCUUGUAGAGAUGGCCAGACAAAGAAGCCCCAGAAUUUAAACCUGUAGUCAUUUCUUUUUUCAAGAAGUGUACUGAUCUGGCACUGAGAAUUAUUGAUGUUGUUAGCAUAGGUCUCAAGCUUAAGGUUGGUAAAUGAUACUUGAAUAAUAUAUAGAUUUAGCCAGAGCUAAAAGCAAAGCUCCCAUUUAUGCAUUUAUAAUAUUAUCUACUUCAAACAACGAACCUGGAACUAUUGCAGAGAAAUUCACAAUAUAUUUAAGUUUAGGAAAGGACCAUAUGACUGUUGAGGACAAGCUGAAAACGUGAAUUUGAGCCGGGGAUCAAUUAAAAGCUAAUAACUGGUUAGUGGGAUACAUAAAAAAAAUGUGAACUUGAUGAGUUGACACUUGAGCCCAUAAUCAGGUCAUGUCAUUCUGGUCAGCAGAUACCCUGUUUUGACAGCUGUGAAUUGACCAUAAUAUGGAUGUCUAUUAUAAAGUUAAACACAGGUUACAGGCUCCCAUGUGACAUUUCACAUUGGUUUCCCUGUGGUGCAGCCAAAUGGAGGGGUGGACAGACGUACAGUGCAGUCACAUUACUACCAAAAUUUCUUGGAUGCAUACAUGUAGAUAAGCAAAUUUUCUUACCCAUGGUGUUCUGCUGCAUGCAGUAAAGCUUCGCUGUAAUUAUUAUAAAGAUGCACUUAACUCCCUGGCAAACCUUACAGAUGUUUGAGUGAAACGAUCUCCUGCUAUGAUUGAUUUUUGCCAUUAUGGACUUGCAGACACUUUUUUUAGGUUUCAACAACACAGUUUUAUUGUUGUAACUCUUGCUCAAUAGACUUGAGCUAUAUCUUUCAACAUUCAUCAGCAAAAUUAAUGUUGUCUGUUUUUUCCCCAAGGUAGAGCCGAGGGAAACAUUGAGAUUUGAGGGAAACAAAAUUAACUGUUUCCCGAGGGACCAGUCUUAAAGUGAUUUGUUAUAUAGCUGGAAAGUUUGAAGCUGGAAAUUCAUUAAAUCUCACUGUAACAGCAGUGGUGGGUAAAUAUUUGUGGGUAACAGUGCACUGUUACCCUCUGAGGUAAAAGAUUUUGCAACGUUGCCUGCUCAGAGACUUUGGCGGGAAACAGUACUUUCAUUGUUAGAUGUCAGGUGACCUCAGAGUAACCAAUGAGAGCGUGCUCUGUUGGGAAAAAAAUUUCAAGCUAUAUAACAAUAACCAUAUAUUGAUGCACGACACAUGAAACAUAAAUUUAACAAUGACUGAGCAAAUCCAUCAUUUCUAUAGUCUAUAAGAGUGAAGACCAUGGAAAAUUGUGGUUGAUUUGUUAACAAAGCAGUUAUUGUCGCAUAAAUAUUUACAGGACCCCAAAUGGCUCAGUGAAGUCCAUGGUGGCAUUGGCACUGCCGAGAAUGCAACUGCGUUGCGACUGUUAUACUACCCACCCCUCCCUGAAGACUCUGAUAUAAAACCUGGUCAGGUACGGUGUGGGGAGCAUAGUGAUUAUGGCUCAAUUACUCUCUUGUUUCAAGAUGAUGUUGGUGGCUUAGAGGUGAGAGAUAUUUUAAAGACUUAAGUUUAAUCUUAAAUUGCAACAACUAAAGAUUGUUUUGAUCUAUUUUUUGGCAGGAGUGUAAAAUCUAAACAUGUAAAUGCCUUGUUUAUAGCGGAAGUGCCUUAGGCCACACCUAUACUAAUGCGUUUUCAUUUGAAAAUGCAUACAUUUUGAUGUGUUAAGUCCUUCUGUCCACACUACUUUGAGCGUUUUCAUUGAAAACUCAUAGAUUUGAAAACGCUCUUGAAAGUGGUUCAAAAUGAAAAAUGUGUGCAUGUCAUAUAAGUGUGGAUGGUCAAAAACGGUUGAAAAUGCAUCAACAGGAAAAUGAUGACCAAAAACAUCACAGGCGCAUGUGUUUGUAGCAGGUACAUAGAGUUUAACUUAUGCCACAUGGGGUAUCAAUAAUUUCUGGAUUGACAUACCAAUACUCUACAUUACACAGGUUCUGCCAGUGAAUGGAGAAUAUACUGCCGCCAAGCCUGUUGCGGGAACUGUGUUGGUAAACAUCGGAGAUCUCAUGCAGCAAUGGACUGCUGAUAAACUAAGAUCAACAGUAAGUUGAGUAGGCCACGCCCGAGUUCCCAAAACCUUCACUUUUAAAACGAGGCCAAGUGCACAACCUUUCUUGUGGAAAUGUGUUCUAUUUGCAUGAGAAUGAAAAACAUUUUCAUAUCAUAGGUUGAGCAUUUAACCUCGUUUUGAUACAGAGGCCCAGGGAACUCGGAAAUGGCCUAUUCCCCCUUAACAAGGCUCUCUUGAGGGGGGUGGGAGCCUACGUCCUUAGCCUUACAGUGUUUUGCGUUUUGAGGGGUAGGCCAUGGCCUUGUUGGUAUUCACAAUCAAGGCAGGUGAAGCGUAUCCCCCAAGAUUCUAUCAAUAAAUUGAUUAUUUGAAAACUGAAUCCGUCAGUCGUUCCCGUAAAAAGUGUCAAAUUCAAAUUGGCAUUCCUGCACACGUAAUGAGCAGUGAAUAUUGUACGAGAACUUAAACUGGUCUCGCAUGGCGAUGGCAUUGAAAAACCACAGGCAGCACAAACUCUACGGUCGUUUGAAUGUGAACUUUAUAAGAGAAUAUUUUCGAGGAAUAAACAACAUCUCAAUCUUUCGCAAAGAUUCGAAAGCAAAUGACUUACCUUGUACUUGUGUUCUUUCUGUUCGGUUCUCGAACCAUUUCAAAGUUGUUCGCGGCCAGUUUUCAGCGUUUUAGAUUUCGAGUUGUACUAGCCUUUAUUUCUUUGUAUGGUAAGAACUCGAAAUAUAUCUUUUGCCCCACUCAAUUUGUCAAUUGUAGACAAAUUGUUCAGCAGUUGAAUUCUUCAGCACUCUGUCCAAGUUCAAAAACGGAAAAUUCGUCGUCGGUUGUUCACUUCGUCCAACGUGGCAAUGGUAGGUUUCACGUCGUGAUCAAGUAGUUAAAGUCAGCGAAGUUUGCCAAAAAGGCGUGAAUCACGCGUUUUGGCAACAACAGCUCUGCACGUGCAUCACUGAUGCACGUGCAGAGCUGUUGUUGUUGUUGUCGUUUGUGCCAAAAAGUCUGAAGCACGUACAGAGCUGUUGUUUUGUUUAUAAAACCAAUGUUUUUGACUUCCUGGUUUUGCUUUGGGUUAAGCUAACCUCCGAAUUUGAAAUUUUGUUCUUAAAAUUUGAGGCUGGCGUUUAGCAUUGAUGCAAAUGACCGCCAAAAACUGAAGCUGCUAUAAAGCAGUACUAAUUUCCGUUUAGAUCGUUCUAACGGGGAAGUGAGGACUCCCUUUUCAGAUGUCCUUUUUCCCACGAAAAGGUUUCACUAGAAUGACCCGAAAAGUUACAGAAUUGAAAUUCCGUUUUUUUUUUGUUUAUGGUAAAUAACCUUUCUCUCCCUCCUUCGCUUCCUCUUUGUCAUCACACCCCACUCGCUGUUCAGCAGAGGUGCAGCACAGAAAACACUUGGAAAAACAAGGCGGCGGUCAGCAAAGACCAAGGCAGCGUUCAUCGGCGCUCGCCGCGCACGUGAGCGGACCACGUCAGAAUUCAGGGGCACGUGGUCAGCGCCCGGGUGCAAAGUCGAUACCUUGUUCUAGGGCAGUAAAUUGGCCGCCGGGUCCCCGAUUGCACACUUUUUCCGUCCGUUCCGAGGCAACCCACAACCCGCUGCUAACUUUCUUACUUUUCAAAAUGGCGUCUGACAGGGCAAAAUGGAGCAAGUUUGUACACAGUUAGAUAUCGGGUAUUAGUAAAAUCCAACUAGUGGUCUAUUAUCAUUGCUGCGUUCUAAUUGGUUGAGCUACUUCUAGGCUAUGUUAUAGCCUACUAGUAGCGAAAGCGCCGGCCUUUGAAAACCAAAAUAAUGGCGGCUGAAUCGCGUUUUGCUAGUUAAAGUUGUUUUGUCCUAAUAUUUUUGACCAGCUAGUUGGAUUUUACUAAAACAAUUAUUCCUCUCGCCCUCAUGGCCUCUGAGUCAAUAGCCCAUUCAGCCUUCGGCCUCAUAGGCUGUUGACUCAGCGCCCAUUCGGGCUCGAGGAAUAAUUGCUAACUACACUUUUGUUGGUUGUAACUUUUGAUAAGGUUUGUUAUAAUGCAACUGGAACGUACUUGUUUGACUGGAAGCUGUGGUUUUGUCAUUCACAAGUAAACGCGAACAAGGACGCGUAGUUGGGAUAUCAAAAUGGAUUAGUACCCCUGACACAGCCCCCAAAAGUCAGAAAUUCCAAUAACACGUGGGAAUUUAGACUACGAGCAGUCUCUUUUUUUUCUUAAUCUGUUGAGCGAAACGCGCGAGACACGAAAAUGGUCACACGUGUGAUGGAAGGCGCGAGACGGGAGAGAAAGGAAAAAAGGCUACCGCUCUCGUUUCUCGCGGCUUUGCCACUCGACUCUCGCUCGCGCGCGCGCACUACUCUUAAUAAAUCUGACGAAAAAGCGACUGCUCGCAGUCUGGUGGAGAUUUGUUUUAUAUUUAGUCAUUUAAUAACUUUAUUUUCUUUUCCAGAAACAUAGAGUACUCAUUCCCGAAGAGGAGCUUAAAAGAAAAAUAUUGCGUAGAUCACUAGCGUUUUUUGUUCAUCCUAACAAUGAUGUUAUGAUUGAAUGUCUCGAUGGGUCAAAUAAAUACCCUCCCAUAACAGCUAUGGGAUAUCUUCAGCAACGAUUUGCCGCGACAUACUAA